GUCAGCAUAAGAGUAAUCUUCUUUGUUCUUUCAUGCUGAAUGGAACCCAUGCGGUCCUAUUGUCAAGAUGUUCACCGGAAAAAUCCCUGUCUACAUUGAGGUUCCCCACUGCGACGACGAUGAGAGAGAUCUUCAAGGCUUAUGCGGAAGCGGGCCACAUGGCAGAGAAGAUCCCUGAUGCAGAGACGCUAGGGGAUUCCUUUGAUGCGAUUAUACACGCCGAUAAGUUGAACGACGGCUUCGAAAAGCGGAAAGUCGGUCUAGGGCGCUCCAUUUGUCCCGUGCGUGAUAUAAAGUCACAGAAUGUCUGGGAGGCGAUCCGUCAUAUAAGCGUGUGGCUAGAGAGUUGGGCUGCAAUACUCGAUUCGGGUGCUUUAUUAAGUUGGAGAACUGGCCUGUUAAACGGUAUGUGAGAACGUUUCGUGUUGAGGAGCCGUUCGAUAGUUUCUCGAUGAGCGUGGAUAUGGCUGGAGAGGCUUUGCAUUUUGUGGCGAUUGGGAUGAAGUCUUGGGAUGAUGAGAAGAAAUUGAGAGGGGAGAAGGAGUAUUCUAUGCUGGACUGUUGAUGGACUCGCCGAAUUGGAAUAUCGCCCGCUUUGUCUAUCGAUGAGAUAGUUCCAUUGUCGAUAAAGAUGCCAUCCUGUGGAAAUUGAUCGGUACUCCAUACAAUAAAAACAAUGCAAGGAUAACUCUAUAACAACGUAUCAAUUACCAAAACCACUUAACUGUCCACAAGCUGAACUUAUCAGCGCUGUCAAUUGCCAUCUAUAUCAACACCAUC
This is a messenger RNA of Aspergillus glaucus CBS 516.65, 780 nucleotides long. RefSeq lists its product as uncharacterized. The transcript has a single exon. The coding region runs from base 120 to 413 and encodes 97 amino acids. The record is from RefSeq and is a predicted model, not a curated record. NCBI's taxonomy places the organism in Eukaryota, Fungi, Ascomycota, Eurotiomycetes, Eurotiales, Aspergillaceae.